Tarenaya hassleriana is the source of this 2623-nucleotide messenger RNA. RefSeq names its product ethylene-responsive transcription factor ERF014-like. Gene Ontology annotation, molecular function: DNA-binding transcription factor activity; DNA binding. The coding region runs from base 1663 to 2361 and encodes 232 amino acids. The transcript has 3 exons. Gene Ontology annotation, biological process: regulation of DNA-templated transcription. The record is from RefSeq and is a predicted model, not a curated record. NCBI's taxonomy places the organism in Eukaryota, Viridiplantae, Streptophyta, Magnoliopsida, Brassicales, Cleomaceae.
CUUCAGAAUUAGAUUGAAACUAAUCUUUGGAAUAACAUGAAAGGUCUUGAAAUUUCCCAAUUUGGACAGCCACACCUACUGUAGAAAAUAACUUCUGCUAUCUGGACAGCACCCUGCCUUUAGCUCCCUUUAUAAUUUGUUCUCGAAGUUGCUGUGGUGAAUUUGCUAGAACAGAAUGGGAGAACCAUUCAGCCUCGAUUCUAUUAUCCUCGGGUAUGCAUCUUCCAAUAAGUAUGUAAGCUCCUCUCAGCUUCUGUAUGCACAUAGGUAUGCUGCUUCUCUGAAACUUCUCAAUUAUUUGAGGACUUUAACCGUCUUUUACAAGCAGACACGAAAAAAUAAGCAGGAUCCUCGAUCGACAUCGUUAUCAGAAUAUCGAUAUGUUGAAUCCUCCGACUACUGUCAUGCAAAAAUAUUGAUAUUCUUGUUUAAGCCUUAACAUUGUAGGAAAUUUCUCUGUUCUUAGGUAUUACCUAAGAAUCAAACAGGGGAUUUGAUUCUCCUUAUCUAUUUCAAUAAAAGAGCCUCACCCACAUGGGCAUUGCCUCUCAACCCUCCAACACACUUUGAAUUCCGGAGACUUCAUCCGUACUUUCGCCUAUCUCCUCCAACAGUUCAUUUCCACAUUUAUCGAUUAGAAACAAGAGUCUUUUCUAUGCAUAUUGCGUUUAUCUGCUGCAUAUAAUAAUGUCCACGACCCUACUUCUUCUCUGGCUCAUCUCAUCUCCUUUAAAUGCCGAUAUAUUACUCCCACCAACCUUUCUUAAAUAUAAAAAUGGUUGAGGUACGGAAGGUCAUAAUUUGAGUACGGGUGCCAGUUAAGAUUGUCCAGAUACUGUGGGAUACUUUGCCUGUACGUGUAUACGAGAAAGUAGCAUGAAUCUUCAUUUAUGAUUCACCAUUUGUCUUUUUCCUCAGGUGGGGAUCACUCGUUCUCGGUAGGUUGCCAAGUUUAUGACUAUGGCCAUACUCAUCUUCCUGUUCGAUUUUACCCAUUUUCAGAGUAAGCCUAAAUCCAAAAACUUAAAUCUUUUAUGUUUCUUCUACACUUGAAAAAACAGUAACUUUGGUAUAUAAUUAUAACAUAGAAAAUAGAAAUCAUGACACAUGAUUUCUAGUUUCUGCAGUUUUGUUUUGGUAUUACUUUGUAGAAAAACAAUAUAGGCAAAAAGUGAAUGCAAAAUGGCAAAAGGGUGCUUUGACAUUUUGUGUUUUAGAGGAACCCUUUUCUUUUUUUCUUGCAUGGACAGAGAACUUUCCUCUGCAUUUCCAACGAACAAAGCGGUUGAUUCGUUUCUUGAUAUCUGGAAAAAGACCAGCUAUAAUAAACAAAGGGAGGAGGAGCCUGGCCUGAACGUGGAUACGAAUAUUUUGGGUAUAAAUUACUCGUACGCGUUCUGAGAAUGCAGUGCCCGGCCUCCUUGUACGACGUUUCGAUUAUAAUAUUAUAUACUGCGUCUUGAUUUAUAAUAGUAAGAUUGUUCUAGGUUUGAUCUUUUGGGGAAUAUUUUAGUAUCAUAAUGCUUUCUUUUUUUACAUGGAACCUGAGUUUCCUACAAGGAGAGGAUAUUACGUGUGGAAGGGACAUGAAAGUAUAUUACGCGGUUUGAAGGCCUCAAGACAGAGAAGCGCCAGCUGUGAGUACCUAGGCAACAAAGGUGAAUGGAGCUAGGUUCAAGGUGCUUAUCAAUGGUGAAGAAGGCGCAGCAGGAGACAGCAAAGAGAGUUUCAUCUCCAUCAUCAUCGUCUUCGUCAUCAUUGUGUUCAUCACCAUCACCAUCGUUGUCAUCAUCGUCAUCAUCAUCCAUGUGUAAGAACAAGAAGAAGUACAAGGGAGUGAGAAUGAGAAGCUGGGGAUCAUGGGUUUCGGAGAUCAGAGCUCCGAACCAGAAGACGAGGAUCUGGCUAGGCUCUUACUCCACGGCCGAGGCUGCAGCCAGGGCUUAUGAUGCCGCACUUCUCUGCCUCAAGGGCUCCUCGGCUAAUCUCAACUUCCCAGAAAUCUCGUCCUCUCUCUGCAUUCCAUCAACCAACCAUGAAAACACAGUCAUGUCGCCCAAGUCCAUACAAAGAGUAGCAGCUGCUGCUGCAGCCAACAGCAGUAUCAUCCCAGCUUCUCCGAUGGCUUCUUCUUCUUCUUCUUCUCCGGCUGAUGAUCAGUACGAUGUUGUCUCAAUGACCCAUUCUCUCGGGACGUACAAUGAACAAACCAACGAAUCUUGGUGGUACAACAACUGCUUUGACGGGAUAGAGUCUCCUGAUCAGUUCAUGUUGUUCAACGGGGUUUCGCCUUUUCUGACACCCACCAUUGAUGAUUUUCUUGAAGAAGGAGGAGACAUCAGGUUAUGGAGCUUCUGCUGAAUCAUUUGAUGCAUCAUUCAAUGAUGUUUCAUGGUUGAAGCUAAAGUGUCGGAAAAGAACAGUUUACCAGAUAACACCAUCAUACGCAUUUCUGCAUUUUGGCUCGUCUGAUUUCACAUGAUGAAGCUAUUUUUUAUUUUCAUUUUUACUUCUUCGAUGGGUUUCGUAUACAGAUCUCAGAUAUAUGUAUCAGUCACAUUGUAUCAUAAGACUACUUAUUUUCACAUUCCGAAAUAAGAUAGAAAAUUCGUAAUACAUUUUG